Mytilinidion resinicola is the source of this 2870-nucleotide messenger RNA. Its product is annotated as FabD/lysophospholipase-like protein. NCBI's taxonomy places the organism in Eukaryota, Fungi, Ascomycota, Dothideomycetes, Mytilinidiales, Mytilinidiaceae. Gene Ontology annotation, biological process: glycerophospholipid catabolic process. Gene Ontology annotation, cellular component: cytosol. Bases 71 to 2584 code for a protein of 837 amino acids. The transcript has 3 exons. Gene Ontology annotation, molecular function: A2-type glycerophospholipase activity. The record is from RefSeq and is a predicted model, not a curated record.
UAUGCCCAAUCGGGCGUUCGCCUUCCGCUCCUCCCUCUACUCCCGCAAUCUAGCGUACGUAUAGGACAGCAUGCUGAAGAGCUCGUCAGUUCGGACGGCUGGGUCGAGGAGAGGAGGGCGCUCUGGGCCCUAUGGGCUGAACUUCACGCGUCAAAGACUAUUCACGCGUAGAGCACAAGUUCCUCCCAGCGGUGCACAAGCGCUCAAAUACACCCCAUCAGUUCUGCUCGCAAGUUUUGCCGUUGGAAUUCUCUCCACUUCGAUUAUCGACCUUCAUGACCUGGCUGGCUCUUUCACCCGUCGCUCUCUACGCGCCGACAGUUCGGAGAGUAACAGCUGGACAAAUAAUAUACCGUACAUCGGAAGCUGGGGACGUGGGAAUGAGGAUAAGCAUGAGAGUACCACAGUUGACGAAGCAGAUACGUCCCAGGUAGCAUCCGGUCAGCAGGAACCGCCACCUCAGACUCGCGUUGUGUCGGACUCUGGAGAAGAGACCACGCCCGAAAGGCUGCCGUCGUCGUGGGAUGGCUUUACGGGCAGUCUCACAACUGCCUCGAAAUCGGUCACCUCAAUCGGCGAUACGAUCGUUGAUUUUAUCGUUCCCGACUGGUUCAAGAUCCUACCCGGGUUCUUGAAUAAGCUCCAGAAUGAGCUUUCAAUGGCGCCCGGAUCGCUCGCCGAAGAAAUUUGGUACGAAGCAAAUGACCCCGAGAUCAACCCGGAAAUCAUAUGGGAUGCGGUGGUUCGUGUCUCGAACGAUAUAUGCACAGAGGAGAAGGCCUUCUUAGAAAAACGACGGGCUCACACGAGACGUGCAAUCUCCAAAUACCUAGGCGUAGCCGAGAGAGACAUACACCCGGAGGACGUUCCUACCAUUGCUAUGUGUGGGUCUGGGGGCGGUCUCCGGGCGCUUGUUGCAGGAAGUUCGUCCUACCUCUCGGCCCACGAAGCCGGGCUCUUUGACUGUGUAACCUACACGGCCGGCGUUAGUGGUAGUUGCUGGCUCCAGACACUAUACUACUCAUCUAUGACUGGACAGAGUCAUCAGAAACUGAUCGACCACUUAAAGAACAGACUAGGCGUUCAUAUUGCAUUUCCUCCUGCAGCUUUGCCGUUACUUACCUGUGCCCCAACCAACAAAUAUCUGCUAUCCGGAUUAGUCGAAAAGUCAAAAGGAAUUCCGGACGCAGAUUUUGGGAUUGUGGACAUCUAUGGCUUGCUCCUAGCAGCUAGACUUCUUGUACCCAAGAGUGAACUCUCCGUCGAUGAGUACGACUUCAAGAUUUCCAAUCAACGACGUUACAUAGAUGACGGAUCCCACCCGCUACCUAUAUAUACAGCAGUGCGCCACGAAAUCCCACUAGCAGAACAGUCAGACAUGAAAGAUCCUGUUGCGGUAUCAGCAAAAGCGAGAAGGGAAGCUUGGUUCCAAUGGUUCGAGUUCACUCCGUAUGAAUUCUGGUGCGAGGAGCUUGAAGCGGGUAUCCCUACCUGGGCCGUUGGACGUAAGUUCGAAAACGGGAAAACUGUUUGGAGACAAAACGGCCUUGCACUCCCCGAACUAAGGGUUCCACUCUUAAUGGGAAUCUGGGGCAGUGCUUUCUGUGCAACGCUGUCCCACUACUACAGGGAGAUUCGGCCCAUUAUGAGAGGCCUCGCCGGGUUCGAUGGUAUCGACCAGCUAAUCUCGGAGCGUGAUGAGGAACUAAUCAAACUUCAUCCGAUCGAUCCCGCGGGUAUUCCCAACUUCGCUCUAGGCAUGAGAGAUGUGCUUCCAUCUUCGUGUCCCGAAAGUAUUCACAAAACAGCCAAUCUGCAGCUCAUGGACGCGGGGAUGUCGAACAACCUUCCUAUAUACCCACUUCUCCGCCCCGGUCGGGAAGUCGAUAUUCUCAUCGCGUUCGACGCAUCUGCGGACGUCAAGACCGACAACUGGCUGAAAGUUGCAGACGGUUAUGCCAGGCAGAGAGGCAUUAAGGGCUGGCCGAUUGGCGCUGGGUGGCCCCCCUCCGAUGCGUCUCAGCAGGAGAUUGCCGAAGAUCUUGAAGCUGCUCAAGCUAAGUCAGAUGAAGACGCCAACGCUAAGAUGGAUGAAGCAAAGAGAGUCCAACGUCGGCAAGAAGCCAAGAAGCAUGCUACCGUCAACGAGGAGUUGGGUUACUGCAAUGUCUGGGUUGGCACAACUGAAGAGCGCACCAGCGACUCUGAACCGCCUUCUUCCAAGCGCGUCGAGGAGGACUGGGAGCUCCUGCAGCCGAAUGCUGGGAUCACUGUUGUUUAUUUCCCCUUCGUCUCUAACCCAAAGGUUAACGGGGUAGAUCCCAAGAAGUCAGAUUUCAUGUCCACUUGGAACUUCGUUUACACGCCAGACCAGAUUGACAGCGUCGUGUCUCUUGCCCGAACAAAUUUCCAGGAAGGCGAAGAGCAGACACGACGGACAGUCAGGGCCGUAUACGAGCGCAAGAGGGCCAAAAGAUUAGAAAGGGAGGCCGAAGAAAAACGACACAGGAGGCAGUGGAAGUUACGGAGGGGCACAGUAGGGAGGAAGCUGGGCGAAGGGGAUCACGGUGAUCAUUUCAGUUGAGGGAUUUGGUGAGAGUUGCGCAGUUCUUUUUGGCUAAGAUUGAAUGUUUUAUACCCAUAGGUCUUGAACUCGACCUUACCUUACUUUCUUGAGCUUCGCCAUUGUCGACACAUACUGAACUCACGUGGAAUUGAGGGCUAUCUUAUUCCGGACCCUCUAGCGCUAGUCAUAAGCAGUAAGGCUUCACAUAAUCACUUCUCCACACUCUUGAUUUCCACUCCUGUCAUGUUUGUGUAUUCAAGUCUCGUACUCUUCAAAUCUAAGUGAGCUUUCUAUUGUCCCAUCC